Durusdinium trenchii is the source of this 1563-nucleotide messenger RNA. Lineage: Eukaryota; Dinophyceae; Suessiales; Symbiodiniaceae. The record is from the annotation of a GenBank genome assembly.
GGAAAUCGUUCACAGCCUCCAGAAGCAUGUGGUGGUAUGUAUGUAACUGGAUCAGAUGUGGAUCAUUUCCCAAUGGGAUGCAGUUUCUGCAUAUGGAACUGUUCAGUUCUCAGAGACACGGGCACACCAUGUGACAUGCAAUUGGCACCUGGGGUAUGUGAUAUAUAGCUUUUUCCUCUUCCCCAUGAUUCCUGCUAUGAGUUGCAUGGGCUGCGAAACAUUGUUUUUGCAUGUACAAUGCAAUGGGUCGCCAAGUUUCAAGACCGGAAGCUGCGCUGGCUCAGAGGGAGUCAAAGCCAUGACAACCUUAGGAGGCUAUCUUUGCGCAGCUGUAUCCGUCCUCUUCUUCGGCAGCAAUUUUGCGGUGGUGGCAAAAUACGAUGCGGGCGAUGGCAUGCUCUUCCAGCUCGUGUUGUGCCUUGGAAUUUGGUUCACUGGCCUUUGCGUCAUGGUGCCAAGAAACCCUGCUUUCUAUCCAAUCGCGAUGAUUGGAGGUGUAAUUUGGUGCAGCGGUAAUUGCUUGACUGUGUACAUCAUCCAGCAGAUUGGCCUUGGCCCAGGACUCGUGACCUGGGGGACCACCGCGCUGAUCAUUGGUUGGUUGACUGGCUUUUUUGGGCUCUUUGGCCUCCAAAGCGACCAGCCUUGCUUAGAAAGCCCAGGGCUCAAUGUCGUAGGCCUUGCCUUUGCCAUGGCCGCGUUAGCCGUAAGCACCCUCAUCAGGAAGACACCCCCGCAGAAGCGCUUGCUGGGCCAGGGCAAUCCGCCGGAACCAGCUGAGGGGCUGGCUGCGUCGGAUGCUCCCUGGGAUGCUAUCCCGCGGCCCGACAGAGCGCAACAGCGUGGAAGGGCCAAGGGCAUUCUGGCCAGUUUGAUUGCUGGAACUUGCUAUGGGCUAAAUUUCCUGCCAUCGACAUGGAUUCAGCAACAUGUAGCUGGAGCCUCGCAGCAGGGAUUAGACUACGUCUUCAAUCAGUUUUGUGGGAUUUUGGCUGCGUCGAUGCUGUACUUUUUGGUCUAUUGCCUGUACAAAGGGAACAAGCCCCAGGUCAACCCUGAGAUCAUGUUGCCUGGAUUCAUUUCAGGAGUGAUGUGGGCCAUUGCGCAGUCGUGUUGGUUCGUUGCUAACGUAGAAUUGGGAUACUCCGCAGCCUUCCCAAUUAUACUGAUUGGACCUGGCCUAAUCGGGUCUUUGUGGUCUGUCUUCCUCUUCAAGGACAUUGAAGGCCAUAGGAACUACUUGCUUUUGGUGGGCUACUUUGUGCUGGCUGCCAUCUCAUGCGGGUGCAUUGUGGCCUCUAGAAAGACGACUUGUAGCUAGCUGAUUGAGCUGGCAUGCAGGUUACCAUUUGAAAGUAUGGUCAUUCUGUCCUUUUUUGGUUCAUGCAGAGGAAAAACUCACAUGAACCAAUGGGACACCAAAAGGGUGAGCCCUGUUGAGCCGACCUCGACAAGGCACGAAAAGGUGAGCUAGAGGGCGGCAGACAACAGCAGAGGUGUAUGAUGGCAUAUGUGUAUGGGUGUGGUUGCAAAUCCGUCAAAGCAACGAUCGCGCGAGAGGCC